CCACCAAAACCCUUGGCCUGGAAGUGGAAAUGCCACUCCUGCGGUCGUACUUAUAAGAUGGCCGUCACCCAUCGCUGCCUGAACUGCUCCCAUCGCAGCUGCGUCGGCAAGACACCCACGAAGGCGACCAAAUAUCGCGUCUGCCAAGCCGAGUUCGACUACGCCACCUGGGCCUCCAUCGGGGAGUUGCGACGCAAUCGCGAGAGUUGCUCCUCCAACAUUGCUGCAGGGAGGGGAGGAGAAAAACAGUCCAAACUGGAGAUUGAAGAAGCGCGGAUGAAGCGCCUGAUCGACAACACGCAUAACUGCUCGAGAGACUGCGACUACCCAAGCGAAUGCUACCAC
Messenger RNA from Ilyonectria robusta, 345 nucleotides. RefSeq lists its product as uncharacterized. The annotation marks the transcript as partial. The transcript has a single exon. Lineage: Eukaryota; Fungi; Ascomycota; Sordariomycetes; Hypocreales; Nectriaceae. The record is from RefSeq and is a predicted model, not a curated record.